Vigna umbellata (rice bean) is the source of this 1182-nucleotide messenger RNA. RefSeq names its product metalloendoproteinase 1-like. Gene Ontology annotation, biological process: proteolysis; collagen catabolic process; extracellular matrix organization. Gene Ontology annotation, cellular component: extracellular matrix. The record is from RefSeq and is a predicted model, not a curated record. NCBI's taxonomy places the organism in Eukaryota, Viridiplantae, Streptophyta, Magnoliopsida, Fabales, Fabaceae. Gene Ontology annotation, molecular function: metalloendopeptidase activity; zinc ion binding.
CUGCAUAGACGAAAUCGAGCAAGAAUUUAUAUUGAUAAAGAUGAAACCAUUCCCUUCUGCUCUCCUAUUAUUGUUCCUUCUCCUUCUCCACCAAUCCCAUUUCGCGAAGGCUGGUAUUGGGUCUUCUCUUGCGUCUCUAUUCAAGUCUUUAAACAAGGAAAAAGUUAUCAAUUGGGUCAAUGGAAAAAAACCACCAAAGCCAGAAUGGGAUAAAGAAUACUUGAAGUAUUUGAAACCGGAUCCCACACUACCAAACCUCCCACUCAAUAAGGAAAGAAAAGGCUUCGCUCCACUCAAAGAAUACCUUUCUAACUUUGGCUACCUUCCAUCCUCCGACUCAUUCAACAACACUGUCGACCAACAAACAUUAUCAGCCAUCAAGACCUUCCAGGAAUCUUUCAAUCUCCCAGUUACCUCCGACAUAGACAACCACACCCUCAAACUCAUCUCGCUACCACGAUGUGCUGUCCCCGACAUGGAUUUCAACUACAGCUUCACCCAAAACGUGUCGUGGCCCAAAGCCGGUCACCGGUGGUUCCGAAAGACAAACCUCACGUACGGUUUUCUUCCGGAGAGUGAAGUCCAACCCAGCUUCACCAAAGUGUUCAAAAAUGCAUUCACGCGGUGGGCGAAUGCCACAGGGUUUUUGAACCUGACGGAGACAACCUACGACGACGCGGACAUUAAGGUUGGGUUCUACAAUUUCUCUGAUGUCCUUAUCGGCGACUUGUUUGGCUUCAGCUUUAUAACGGAGAACCCUCCGUCUGACGUGAAGACAGCUGAGAUAAAUCUCAAUGGCAACAUGUAUUGGGCGCUGCCCAGUGAAAAAGGCGACUUGUCGGCGGAGGAUGGAGUUCUGGACUUGGAGAGUGCCGCGAUGCAUCAGAUAGGGCAUUUGCUUGGAUUUGACCACUCUUUCAUGAACGACUCUGUUAUGUACCCUUACAUUUUGCCAUCGCAGGAACGAAAGGUAGAACUCUCCGAUUCUGACAAGAACAACAUUAAGAAACAGUAUGCUAAUGUUGACUCUGGCGAUGGUGGAUGUUUGGGAGUGCCUUCAAUCACCAUUUUGUUGUCUCUGGGAUUUGCUUACAUGUUUCUUAUGUAUUAAGUCUCCUCCUAUGUCUAGCACACAACUUUGAUUUUGUUCUUGAUUUAUAUUAUCGGGAAUGGUUUUCUUUC